Molecule: messenger RNA, 1629 nt
Organism: Acanthocheilonema viteae
Lineage: Eukaryota; Metazoa; Nematoda; Chromadorea; Rhabditida; Onchocercidae
Source: the annotation of a GenBank genome assembly
AUGAUUAUAAGGGCUAUUCCAGAAAUCCCGGAAAAUGUUGACGAUGGAAACUGGGAGGAUGGGUUGCGUCGAUUGAGCGACCCGAAUAUGCUGCUGCUUCGUGGUGUGGCAAUCUUACAUCUGACCCUUACAAUUAAGACUGCCUCUAAUUCAUGUCCACAUUUGUGCUCAUGUUCUCGGGAUACAGUCAUUUGUACAGGACAAGGUCUUCUCAGGAUACCAUCCAAGAUACCACCCGAAACUGUACGACUAGACCUUCAAGAGAAUAAAAUAUCAGAGAUACGAAAGAAUGACCUUAAAGCUCUGCGUCAUCUCAAAAUCUUACAGUUGAUGGAUAAUCAAAUUCACAUGAUCGAAAGUAACGCCUUCGAUAAUUUAAUAGCACUGGAGAGACUGCGAUUAAACAGAAAUCGUUUGCGGACAUUACCAGACGAAAUCUUCAUCAACAAUGUCAAUUUACAUCGUCUGGAUUUGAGUGAAAAUCUAUUAACUGUAUUGACUGACGCGCAAUUACAAGGGCCGAAAUCGGUGCGCAAUUUACAACUUGAUCGAAAUUUUCUAACAUGCUUGGAUAGCCACGUGAUAGCAACAUGGACAGAAAUGGAAAUUUUAACUCUGAACAGGAACAAUUUGAGUACAAUGGGGCAGCUUGGACCAAUGCCCAAUAUUCGCAUCCUGAGGCUGGCAGAAAAUCCAUGGCUUUGUGAUUGUCGUUUACGAUGGAUGAAAAAAAUCAUUUCCAAUUCACAUUUAUUGGCUCGAAAUACACAAUGCCAUCGGCCAGCACAUUUACAUUCUCGUGUGCUGGAAAAUAUCGAUGAAACGUUAAUGAAAUGUUCUGGGAUUGAAAAACGUGCAGCGAGUUCAUGCCGUGAUGCUUCAGUGUGUCCGCCAGUUUGCACCUGUACCAAAACGACGAUCGAUUGUCGGGAUCGUGGUUUAACACAUAUCCCAGCUAAUCUACCCCCGACAACUACUGAGCUAAGGCUUGAACAAAAUCAAAUAAACUAUGUGCCUCCUCGAGCAUUCCAUAAUCUCCAUCAACUCAAACGACUUGAUCUCAGCAAAAACAAUAUUAGAGACAUUGGUCCACGAGCAUUUGAAGGUUUGAAAUCAUUAAACUCGCUCGUGUUGUAUGGAAAUAAUAUAACUAAUUUACCGUCGGAAGCGUUCCAUGGACUUGUUAACCUUCAGUUAUUGCUUCUGAAUGCUAAUAAACUGCAAUGUCUUCGAAGAAAUACUUUUUCAAGCCUGAAAAAUCUAAAUUUGCUAUCUUUAUAUGAUAAUCAAAUUUAUUCAAUUGCCAAUGGAACCUUCGAUGGAUUAACUAAUUUAACAACACUUCAUUUGGCCCGCAAUCCAAUUAUUUGUGAUUGCAAUCUUGAAUGGCUUGCUCAUUUACUAGCUAAGAAAGCUGUUGAAACCAGUAGCGCACGUUGUGUUUCACCAAAACGAGUAGCUCAUCGACGUAUAUCCACAUUACAUCAUUCGAAGUUUCGAUGUAAAGGGUCAGAAGCAUAUGUAACAGCUAACGCCGGUCGCUGCAUCAUCGACCAUCCAUGCCCAGUUGGCUGCUCAUGUUUGAAUACGUUAGUUGAUUGCAGAUUUCAAUUGACUGGUUCGGUUUGA